This is a messenger RNA of Acanthosepion pharaonis, 1056 nucleotides long. The record is from the annotation of a GenBank genome assembly. Lineage: Eukaryota; Metazoa; Mollusca; Cephalopoda; Sepiida; Sepiidae.
AUGUGGACAACAGGUGAAGAAGUUACUUGGAGUUACUGGGCUAAAGGCCAGCCAAAAACUUGGCCUUUUACAAUCUCUUUUGAAGACUGUGCACAGAUGAGAAGAUCUGAAGGUUGGCGCUGGCAUGAUUACACCUGUAAUCUUGCCCUUUACCACUAUAAUUCUAUUUGCCAAUUUCCUCUGAAAGGUAGCAGUUGGGGAAAACCUGCUCCACAAUCAGCACCAAGUGAAGAAACAGUUAUUUCAGAAGGAAAUGUGCUUGGAAUUGUGAUCAGUCUUGCAGCUGCAGUUAUGAUUAUUAUGGCUCUCAUUAUGCUUUAUUAUAGACGCUGGUUAAAGAAGAAAUAUGUUGCCAAAGAACCAGCCGUUUUGUUUCAAAAUACUUCUUAUGCUCAAAUCCAUAAUGCUGCUGCUACUGCUGCUGAUGGAAGUACAAGCAGCACUUUAGCUGCUAAUAAUAGUUACUGGAAUACAAAUAAGAGAAAAAGAACAACAAAUGUUGAGGUGACUUCAUUGAAUGCAAAAGCUAAUAGUGACACUGAAGCUCCCAUAUCGACAAGGGCCCUCACCUUCUUGUCUCCAAGCAACACAUUACAGGUGAAGUCUGGUCCUUCCUUCAGCACACAGUACACCUGUGCCUUUCUCCUUCCCGCAUGUUCUCUCCCUUUCUUCCGUUUACUCGACAACCGAGACAUGGGGGCCGGCAACAGGAGUUCGCCUUUCUCUAGGGUCUCCAAUUUCUGUCUAGAGGCCCUCUUGGGUGACCCGAUCCUCCACAUUGCCAACACUUUCGCUCCUUACAACUGGCCGAAAGGUGCCCGACCACACCACAUUUCCAGCAUCUCAGAGGUCUUACUUGCACUGCCUCUUACUUUUUCACGGGGGACCCAUUGGCGUUUCUCGGAUCCUUUUCCUUCUCGGGGGGGAUGCACCAGCGUAUUAACUCGCUUUAUCCCCAGUUUACGGUCCCCCUUCGCCGUACACCAUCGAGCCUUGUGCCCGAACUCGCCACAAGUUGUACAGUUCGGCCCCCGAGAUCUUGGAUCGCCUCCAUAA